AUGACGACUACCGGCGGCGAUGUGACACUCUUCGAGGAGAGCUUCACUAUUACGAAUUUCGACCAGUCCAAGUAUGACCGUGUUGCUCGCAUCUCAGCGACAUCGGCAGACAAUCAGACCGUCAUGACCCUCGAUAUCAACAUUGAGUUGUUCCCCUGUGCGGUGUCUGACAACUUGCACGUCGUACUGGCAACCUCCUUGGCGCACGAUGGAAGCAAGGACGAGGAGAAGGGCUGGCGGGAUGUGGCCAAGGGAUCUGGUGGUGGCGCAGAAGCGACACUGGCGGACAUGUUCGAUUACGUGUGCCAUGGGAAAAUCUACAAGUUUGAAGACGCCGAUGAUGGUCAGAUCAUUAAGGCGUACGUCUCGUUUGGAGGCAUGCUCAUGUCUCUGGAGGGUCCAUACAAGAAGCUUACGCCACUGCGCGUCGACUACACAUAUCUCCUGAUUAAGAAAUAA
Messenger RNA from Verticillium nonalfalfae, 459 nucleotides. It is a transcript of the gene RPB8, whose product is annotated as DNA-directed RNA polymerases I, II, and III subunit RPABC3. Gene Ontology annotation, biological process: DNA-templated transcription. Gene Ontology annotation, cellular component: RNA polymerase II, core complex; RNA polymerase III complex; RNA polymerase I complex. The transcript is spliced from 2 exons. The record is from RefSeq and is a predicted model, not a curated record. Bases 1 to 459 code for a protein of 152 amino acids. Gene Ontology annotation, molecular function: DNA-directed RNA polymerase activity. NCBI's taxonomy places the organism in Eukaryota, Fungi, Ascomycota, Sordariomycetes, Glomerellales, Plectosphaerellaceae.